UGCAACAUUCAUGUUUGUGUCUUGUCAUUGGAGAGAAGUGAUAACCUCUCGAUAAAGCAUUUUUUUCUCCCACACGAGAUAAACCUGGAGAGCGUUCAAGAACUAUCAACAUUAGUGCAGUGUCGGGGACGCUAAUAACAGAGGUUAUGUGUUAUUCAACAAAUCGCGUACAUAAAAUCAAAUCAAAACUGGUUCUCAAAAACAAAAACAACGAACGUCAAAGUAAUAACCAACUGGUGCAUGAACUGAAGAUUAAUAAGAGAAAGAAAAAAACAGUGCCUCUCAGAUAACAUUUAGGAGAGUUAGUAAUAGAUAAAGAUAAACUAGUCUGAAGUUUUAGUGACUGUGUAAAAUGAUCGCCUUGGUGUUGUGCUUGGUUGGCAAAAUAAUUGAAGUGGCAAAAAGUGCUUUCAGUAAUUGUGAAUUAGAACAGUUUGAACCUCGUAAUGGAAAUACUCGGAAGCGCAGAAAAAGGUCACGAAAAAAGAGGAAACGGAAAGGGCCACCGCCACGGCUGGGGCUGAAGGCGGCGAGCCCCGGGGUGGCAGGCGCCGACGAGGACUGCAACAGCAAUACCAGCCUCACCGGGAGCCAGCACUCGCACGAUGACAUCGACGCGCACUGCGAUAACUCCGGGUACCUCUGGUUCCUCGACUACAACCCAAUUUUUCGAGACGGCUCCUGCCACCACACCUCAGUGCUGUCCUCCGUGUCUGCCUCCUACAAAGGCAUAAGCGACCUAACAUCACGAUUCGAAUUCACGUCCCGCUACAACGACAUUGCGCGGGACCUCGACGCGAACCUCGCUGAGGCUGACAUGGAGAGUUUUAGGACUGAAGACAUACACGCACUGUUGAUGACCGCCAACUUGCCACACGACACCAUCAUUGACGACAGGACGCAUGAUAGUAACCCCCGAGGCGAGAUGUUCGCGAGCAUCUCUAGCUCUCUCAUGGAAAGAUUUCGAUUCGACAGCAGUGUCAGUGCCGACAGUAGUUUCCAGGGUGAAGAAUCCGUCGGUUCGAUCAACACAAUGUCGAUAUGCAAGUCAGAACUUCUGUUCUCCCCCGUAAAGGAGGGUGCGCAUGGCGUUCACUUCAGCGUGGACAGUCUCGACUGCGAGCUGCCCUCUGAGCAGGACCUCAUUCUCACCUGCCAAGCCAACAAGGACAACUACACCAUCGCCUUCGAGGGCAGUCUCACCACAUACUCUGAGGACAGUGAGUGCGUUGAACCAGCCGUCAAUCAAAAACAUGACAAAUUGGGCGAGGAAGAAACCUUAGUUUUAGAUAACGAUGAAAGAACGCGCAGGAAUUUAGAAUUAUUAGAGAGAUGUAAGAAAUUAACUAAUAAAUUAACGACGUCUAUGGCUAGGAGCGAUUUAGGAUUAACUACUUGGAGUAAGCUCAAGAAACAAACCAGUCAGUCACCCUUAAGGAGGCAUCCCUCUGGAAAUAACAAUGAAGGUUCAAAUGAUGCGACCGAUGCAACAGACGACAACAUGAGCAAUUCAGUCAUCAAAAGCCAAAGUUUGCCAAAUCUGUACAGGCGGAAACUUAUGAAUAGUUCCAUAAAUUCAGCUGCUCUGAGUAAUUCAACGGUUGAUUCUUUCACCGUGAAUCAAAGACUAAUGGGCACUCCUAUGUGCAUGAAAGUAUACGAUGUCUCACAACAGCGAUCAUCUCAGGGAAGUCAACAUUCGGAACCUAUGAGCACUUCUUCAACUGACAAUCAAACUUCAUCAGACAAGAGUCAACCAAAACAAGCAUUUAGCCUAGUAAAGUUAUUUAUGAAACAAAAAAGUAUGAGCAACGAUGGCAUUGUAAGCAUGGAUCAGCUGGACAGAUCGGAAUGCUGGCCUUCAAGCUCUGGUGGUGAAAGCGGAGAGUCCAUGGGCGAACAAAGACUAGUCGAUUCUAAAACCGCAAUCUCAGAGCGACCUCAAAUAGAAUUACCUAGCACUGCAGUAGAAGAGGUAUCAUCAGUCGUCUACGAGGAGAUACAAUCAGUGAAUCCAUUUAAUAACAGAGUUUAUGAUGAAGUAUUGAUCGAAGAAGAGGAAACAGGCGAUGGCACUAAGUUGAGUGAUAGUGAAACCAAUCUUUAUGCCACUGUGAACAAACCACAUCUUAAGAGAACUAAUUUAAAUGUUAUGAACAGUCCUUCGAGAAUGAGAAGUAAUAGAAAAUCAUGUUCUUCCCAAUCUUCGGCCACUAGCGUUAGCAUUUCAAGCUGUUCUGAAUCCGAUGGAACUCAGAUCACAAGAAUGAAUAAGCUUUUACAGCGUGAGCAAUGUGACCAUAAAUCAACUUCAACUCACCUUGAAGCUGAUACUAUAGAUAAGAGUAUACAAACAUCCAGCAUGCAGCUGUCAAACAUGUCGCAAAGAGAACUAUUCAAGGUUGUCGAGCCGUCGUUUUUAGAGAAACUAAAAGAAGGAGAUUGCGAGAAGCCUGUAUUUGUCCUGUAUCCUAGCUAUACUCUGCCAGAUAUCAGUUUCUUGAACGGACGACCAAAUAUUUAUUUAAAUCCUUUGAAAAUAAAUAUAACACCCAGAUCAAGUGAAAGCAAAAGGAAUCGGUUGCAGGUAAAAGGUAAACGACCCUUCUCAUGCAAUGAUCUUGAAAUGCUAAAGAAAAAAGGAGUUGGUCAUAUUAAAGAUUGGGAUUCUCUUAACUUUUUACUUCCAAUGGAAUGCAGGCAAUUACUAUCUGAAGUGCCUGAACUUAUGCAACACAUGAAGGAAAAAGAGGGAGCACAAAAAUGUUCUGAUAAGUAUUGCAAUGCUUCGCCUGCGGCAAGAGCCAAAAAUCGACCGAUGAGUUGUGAUUGCAAUAAUCUAGCUGGUAAUACUACAGCAGUAUCUUCGAGUUCAAGCACAGCCACUCAGCCUUCUUCAGGAUAUCGUGGUUCAUCCACAAUGCUAACAGAUUCUUCCGCACAAAACAGUCCCGCACCUGCUGGAAAUUUCAAUCCUUUAUUCGUAUAUCGGUACGAUAGUGCCACAAGCUCUGAGGCGAGCGGUGUAAAUAAUGAUGGACAAAGAAUAAACCCCAAUAUUCCAAAACGAUCAUUGUCGUUAGCAGAUCAAAAUCGCAUUCCGAAACAAGGCGAAUUAGCACCGCCGAGGCCACCAUUACCAAAGAGCAUAUUGCGUAAGUCCAUGGAUAAAACACGCAAAUCUAGUGCACAUACAAAACGAUACAGCAUGUUUGAAAUGGAUGAUCUUAUUCAAGAUCCAGUCGUUUGCAUGACAGCUGCGACGGAACAUAAAACUAAGAGACGAUCAUUACAAGAACCUUAUUACCUUCAAAAUCAAACUGUAGACUAUAGAAAGAAUAAUGAUCUAGCUGCAAAAAGGUUAUCACAACAAUUCCUCGAUGCUGCCGAGAAAGAUGCCGAUUAUAACGAAUACUAUCCAGAUGAAGGUGUUGGAACAGAAAGUAGUCUAGAAUCAGGCAAAUCUAAUGAACUCAAGUUUCAUAGACCACAUACUCCACCGUUGCCUAAACCAAGAACCAAGAAAAUGGAAUAUACUGAAUUCCCUCCUCCUGGUGCACUAAUCAGCAGUGCAGAUUUACAACAACUUGAAGAGUUUUUGAAACACAGUGGAUUCAAUUGUCUAAACAUGGAUGAAUGGGAUCAAAAUCAAGUUCAAAAGGUAAGGAACCAAGUGUCCAAAUUUCUUCAGAUGAAACGAUCUAUGGAAGAAAACCAAAGAUCCACUGAAUCAAGCGGCAGUAGUUGUAACAGUAAGAAGUCUGUGAGUUUUGCGCAGAAAUCUGAGGUCCCCAAGACCGACGGUCAACCAUCUCAAUUAAAACCUAUGGAAGACGUAAAGGGUGUCAGUCUAACAACGCCACCUAACUCGCCAAACAUUUCCGCUGUGAUAGCGCAAAGGCUUUACCAGGGCAAGAAUCUGGCAGAAAUACCAAUUUGCGAGGAAGCUGAAGUGAGCCCUGAUGAAUUUGGAAGCCCCAUUCACCAUGAUGCUAGAGGCAAAUAUGAUAUCAUCGAUGUGUCACAAAAGAGAGCUUUAGUCUCAAACGUGACCGAUGCUGUAGAAAUGUUGAUUCAACAUUUCUCGUCUGCCACGGAUCAAGCAGAGUUAGCUUUCUUAGGAGACUCGAAGGAAUCACCGGCCUGUGCUAAAAUCGCACUGAACGCACUUUGCCCAGCCUUGUACGCGAUAUUCAGGGAUGGCCUAAAAGAGAACAUCGAGACCUCUUUUGGAGCAGUAAAUAACUCGGUUUGGCAAAUGGUCGAAGCAACCGCUAGACAAGGACCGAUUACAAAAUCUCUCAAUGAAUUGGUACUGAGGAUUAACAGCGAAGAUGCAGUCACUGAGGGAUUAGUUAAAUUCAAUGCGUUCAUCCUUGGUCUACUCAAUGCUCAAUCCGUGGACGCUUGGGUUUCAUAUAUACGUACUCGGGAAUCUAUAUUAGCAAAACACUACAGUCCUGAUUCUCUGAUCCUCGCUGGUUGUGUGGGCGAGACGCGAUGCCGAGCCCUUCUCGAUACGCUAUUGGCCAGCUUGGAACCUCUAAAACUUCUUCCCUUCUCCCUGGACCUCAUGUUUGAAAUGCGUGAACUGCACAGAAGUUUCAAGAAGAUCGAAAGCGAUAUGCGUGCUGCUAGUCGGCCCACUUCGAUUAACACUCCACCACUAACCCUGAACCAGCGGAAUUUGCUGAAGCUGGUGCGUUCGAUGCAGUCGAGCGGUCUCUCCAGCGACGAUUGUCAAACAAGUGUCAUUAUGAGACACAAAGAACCUAAAAACAAAGAACCCUCUACUCCCGACCUGCUCAAUGAUUCGGCAAAUGUAAAGACUACCGUAGAAAAGAAUAGACCACGCUCAUGUGUGAAUCCGACAACCAUUGGUUAUGACAUUUGUCCGAACAAUAGCAGAAUAGAGAUAGAAACUAACCGCAGAUGGUCCGGCGUGCACUUGGGUUCCAAGUUAAUGCAGGCGUUUGAUAGACUCGUGUUCGACGACAGCGACGAUUACACUGAUAGUCUAGAAAACAAUAAGCCUCCCUCUGCUAAGCCCUCCAGCAAUGACGUGAAGCUGGAGUGCAGCGGAGAGGAGAAUUGGCGACCAGGGUCAGCCAGCAGCGGUACCAGUGGCAACACUGGCAACGGCAGCGGCAACUCUGGUGGCAAAUUCCGUCGUCUGCAACUCAAAUGGGAAAUGCUCAGCAACGCUGAAAGUCCCGUCACACCUUCAGGAGAGACGUCCCCGGCGGCGGCGCGUGGCUCCAAGAUCCCCAGGCCCGUGUCAUCGCCCGUGCGGCCGGUGGCACCCGCUCUGCAGUCACCAGCCAAGAAUACCACCCAUCGGGGUAUCCCAGUGCCGGUUCGUAAGGGAACUUCACCGACGACGUCGACUCCCAGAGCGACCAAUGCACGUGCGGGAACUGCCAACAAGAAACCUCCGCAGGCUGCUAACAGAGUAUUACCCGAGACGACAGCGAAGAGACCCGAAGUGAAGCCGCGAGUUCAAAAUGUAGCUGUUUGUAACCCUACAGUUGUUAAGAGAACACCGACGUCCCGCGUGGACGGCGCAAGUCAUGGUGGCGCGGCGCCCAGGCCGUCAUCCCUGCCGUAUGGACGCACGCCGCCACCCGCCGCGCCGCGCCGGGCCGCCUCCUCUUCUGCAGCAAGAGCUAGCCACACCAGCAACCAGCAGAAGCAUAAGUACGUCAGAACACUGUGGCACCGACUACCUUCAGACUCGGGCCACCUCGCGUUCAACGAAGGUGAGCGCCUCCGACUAAUCCUGGAGGUAGACGAUCAGUACCUGCUGUGUUGUCGCGGCGAGCAGAAGGGGCUAGUUCCCCGGGACGCCGUACUGUUAGAGGACUUCUGAUAUUGGCAGCCCUAGCACGACUGGCAGCCAUGUUGGCGCCCGUUACGCUUGAACGGCAAACGUUGAAUUGAGAACACCUAUUUUCAGUUUACGCUUUUUCAUUUUUCCGAGAUUAUUAUGAUGAAUUCACGAAAGAAAAUCUAGCUCGAAUUCGUCAUAUUACAUCUCCAAAUGAUGAAAAAAGUAAACUGUGAGUGGAAAAUGUGCAAUAGGUUUCGGAGUGAGAAUUUAUGUGGAACUAUACUUUGUUUCGUCUGGCAUGUGUUUGAACCUUUGUGUUGUCUAGUUCGAUUCGGAAUGUGAAAAUGAAUGUGAUCGUGAACUCUGCUGUUCAAAGACUAUGUGAAAAUAUGUUUAAUGUAAUUCUAUGUUUCAUACUACUCCACACGUUUGGAGCGCUAUGUUAAUGUCUUAAUCAUUAUUUAAAAUUAUUUAAUUUUGAUGUUGCCUUACUCAGCAAUAUUCAUAACUUCUUCGCAGAAUCUUAACAUCAUUAAAUAUCUCUCACAUUUCUAAUUAUUGUAGUAAAAUCUAGUCUUACGUUUUAAGGCACGACAAGGUCUUGGACUGUAUAUAAAUUUAUUUUAAGUAACACAAAUUGUGGGAAUAUUUACUGGGAAUGACACCGCGUAUUGAAAAAUCUUUGAUGACGCAUUAACAGUAAAUAUUUAUCUCAAUAAUAUGUGAUAUAUAGAAUACUAUACUUUUUAUGGUAGGAACAAAAUCUCAUACCUUAAGGGCAAACUCCAUCGUAUCCUAAAUCAUCUAAUCAUGACUGCCGAGAGAAACACACCCCAAUGUUUUUCGGUGUUUAGAUAAAUUACGUAAAUGUGAAUUUGAUGUCUAAAAUUACCCUCGAUAUUAAUAAAUAAUAUGUGUAUAAUAUACUAAUUACGACCUAUUGGUAUUAGGGAUGUAACAUGGUAGGUAUAAAGUUAAACAAAAUUUUAUAGAAUAUCGAUGACUAAGUAUUAUUUGUGAAUGUUUCACGUUUUAAUCGGGUACGGUGGACCGGAUUAUUGACAAAUUAUUGACAAACCAUCCACAGAUUGUAUUAAUAUACUGGCUACUCUAACUGCACGCGUCCUCUCCUUGACACCCUCCUGUGCAGUCUGUGGUGAAGGGUUCAUUAACUUGAGCGGUGUAGGUAACUAACUGGUGUACAUACUAACUGCACGGCCUUUACCCACACUACCCUUCCCCAAUCUGACCUACACAUUAAAAUUUCAAAUUGACAGAUUUAUAAUAUGGUGUUGGUGCCUAACUAUCGGUGAUAGCUAACUGCAUGCGCCUCUCCACUUCACACAUCCCAAAACCAGCACAAACGUACUUCCUGACAAAAACAGUUGAACAGCCGUACCUGACUCUCAUGUACAUUAUUAGCGGUAUUAAAUCAAUUAUGAUAUCAAGUUUGGUAUUAAAGAUGGAUUCGUCAUCUAAAAUAAAUGUCUGCUUAACAGUCACGAAUAUUAUUGUGAUAUAAUGGUCAUAUCACUGCUAAUAAUAUGCGGAAAGAAUUGAUAUUUUUGGUAUGUAAUGUAUUUUAUUGCUCAAGUUGGAAGCGCAACAUUAUCGGAUGAUAUGAUUGAUAUUAAUAUUCGAGACGUAAUACUCUAAUAUAUUAUACCUAUUAUAAAUUUCAGUAUUCUUUAAUCGGUGUAAAGUGAUUGUACAUAAUAUUAUGGAGUUCUUAUUAGUGAUUUUAGAGGUCAACAUUUGUAACAAAACUUUUGAAUGCACGAUACAGUUCCUCUCGUAGUCCGUCGUGCUAUCGAGUCACAACAUUGGCGAAAUGUAGUCGAUAUACUCGUAGUGAGCUAAAUUAUUAUAACUUGCGUAUAACCGAGGUGUGUUUCUCGAGGCAGUGGUCAUGUAUCGACUCUUGCCAACUACGUUCCGUGAACACGAUGUAAGAGGCUCGUCGACGCGUUAUCUCAUUAACUAAGUGGACGUAAGUUGACACAAAUUAGAACUGUACAAUAGAAAUAAUCUAAACAAUAAUUAGGUUAAUAAUGUUAUCUAAAUUAUAGUUGAAUUAUUUAGAUGAUCGUAACCUCCAUGCUGUGAGAACGGCGAGCGUUUGUAAAAUACACAUUUGAUUACAGUGUUAGGAUUAAUUCGCGCUUUGUGACUGAAUGAUGUGUUGUGGCCUUUGUAUGUAUUAAAGUUAUAUAGUGUUACUGUGUCGUGUGUGUGCGCUUGUUGCAUCAGUUGAACUACCUAUUCAUUGUAUCGUCUACUUAACAUUAAAUAGCAUGGGGAAUGCUUCCACAAAUUAUUUAUUAUAGUAAUCGAAACUCCUAACUAGCUGUUAAAGUAUUAGUCGAACAAACAUGCCUUAAAAUAAUCAAAGUAAUAUCUAUUGAUGGAGCAGGACGUAGUAUUGUUCGCUUUGCGUCAGCUUCUAAGAGUCAACAACUAAUCGCUUCGCAGUUAGUAUCGUUUUGCAGUACCAUAGAGGAGUUUGUUAGUCGUAAGUUUUUAUCAACCGUUUGUAUUAUUGAAUGAUGUUGAACUGGUUUUUAUAAAAUGACAUCCUGCGCGUUCGUUUUAAGGUAUUGUUGGAUACAUGUGGUGAGUCAGUUGUCCUUAUGGGUACAAAAGGUUAAGUUAUUGUACUAUUUUGUGAGUAAGUUCUUAUUUAUAAUUUUUACGAUUGGGAUCAAUAAGUUGGAUUUGUGUUGAAAACUUUAUUUUCUUAAAAAAAAGUGUAAAAACAAAAAGAGGCUUUCGUUACACUACGAAACGCAACGAACGACUGAGAAAUUAUUCCGAAUAUUAUAAUUAAGUUUAUUUCGAAAAAUUAUACUAAUCAAAUUAUGUAUUUUAUCAAUUGUUUUCCGGCGUGACAUUAUCUCAUUCAAUGUAUGUAUCUAUUUGUUUAAAUAUAUUUUUUAUUUGUGUUAAGUGCCAUAAUUUAAUGAAUUAACAAUUGAUAAAUAUUAUUAUAAUGCAUAACCAUGUACACCAAUUAAACAAUAUAUAAAAGAAA
Helicoverpa zea (corn earworm) is the source of this 8861-nucleotide messenger RNA. RefSeq lists its product as uncharacterized. The transcript has 19 exons. Lineage: Eukaryota; Metazoa; Arthropoda; Insecta; Lepidoptera; Noctuidae. The record is from RefSeq and is a predicted model, not a curated record. Gene Ontology annotation, molecular function: protein binding. Gene Ontology annotation, cellular component: cytoplasmic vesicle. Bases 353 to 5869 code for a protein of 1838 amino acids.